Molecule: messenger RNA, 1113 nt
Organism: Megachile rotundata (alfalfa leafcutting bee)
Lineage: Eukaryota; Metazoa; Arthropoda; Insecta; Hymenoptera; Megachilidae
Biological process (GO): regulation of DNA-templated transcription
Cellular component (GO): nucleus
Source: RefSeq, a predicted model, not a curated record
UGCAACGGCUGGCGGGAGUAGCGGCUGUGCUCAUAUAUUUCAAGCGUUCGUUGCUUGUUCUUUAAAUGCUGUGCGUUUUCUAACUUGUAUACGGAAAUCGAAGUAAAAAUAAAUAUUAAUAUGUGUGAAAACGAUUACGACGAUCUUCGAAAAAGAAAUAUAGCCGAAAGAAAUGCUAUUUUUGCCGAGUUCUUCAAAGAUUUAAAACAACAAACAAAUGAGACAAAAGAAGUAAUAAAGAAGCAUAAAAAUACAGACAAUUCGGAAAAUGAACCGCCGAAAAAAAGACGCAGGACUAUUUCUAGUGGUCGUAACGAAUUUAAAAAUGUAAAACUUAGUUUUCGCAGGAAAUAUAACACUCGAAAUAGUUUAAAGAAUAGAAGUAAUAAUGAUUCAAGCACUUCGCAAAACGAUUCAGAAGAGGAUAUAAUUGAACUCAAAAGUAACAAACCUAAAUUACAAGUUCUAUUUCCUUGGGCAAAACCAUUUCAGCGUUCAAUUGAUUUAAUGAAACUGGGAGUCUGUGAUGUGGAUGAAGAGCAAGAACAAGAUAGUGAUAAUAGUUCUGAAGAUUACACGACAAAAAGAACAGUUUAUAAAGUAAACAAAUCUCCAUAUGAUCCAGAUAGUAUACCAUCUGUUGAUGAAAUAACCGAGGAAAUGCUAAACAAUAUAGCAGAGAAAAGUAGUACAAAAGAGUAUUGUAAAAUUAAUGGAACUAGUUGUCAUCAAUGCAGACAAAAAACCUUAGAUACAAAAACAGUAUGCCGUUCUGGAGAGUGUAUCGGAAUUAGAGGACAAUUUUGUGGACCUUGUUUAAGAGGAAGAUACGGUGAAAGUGCUCUUGAAGCAUUAAAAGAUCCUGAUUGGGCUUGCCCACCUUGCCGUGGUCUAUGUAAUUGCAGUAUAUGUCGAACAAGGAGCGGUUUACGACCAACGGGAAUCUUAGCUCCUGUAGUGCAAGAAGAAGGAUUUUCAUCUGUUAUGGACUAUCUCCAGCAUACCGAAAUCGAUGAUACAUAACUGGAAUGCUGUAAAAGACUUUGAUCUAUGAAAUGUUUUAAUACAAAUGAAUUUUUUUAUCCAUGUAAUAAAAUCUUACUUCGUAUUAAA